AUGCGUAGCGCUGCCGCUUCAUCACGCCCCCAGGAGGUCCUUGUCCAGGUUGGUGACGAACUCGGGCCCGCCUUCGGCGCGUUUCAUGGCAGCUAUGGCCUCCAAGGCUAUAGUGAUGUACUCCAGCGAGUUCUUGGUUUCUUGGAAGUGUUGCGCGAAACGGUCGUACUUGGAGUUCACGUCGUAGUCCUGCGACAUGCGGUUGUUCGACCUCGGCACCCAGUUGCCGUCGACGGACUCGUAGAGAAUGUUCUUCUGCAGGAAGGCCUCGAGCUCCGCCUCGUUGCUGGCGGAGGGGUCGUGAAUUUCGUUGCCCAUGCGGUCCACAACGUCCUUGAUGAAGUGGGUGUAUAUCUUAGUAGCGAGGGGCGACGCGAGCAACAUUUUCGUGGCCCAGAACUGCACCUUGACCUCCUCGUAAAUGAGCUCCAGCGAUGUCUUCGCGUCGGACUUCUCGAAAAUAUCGGUCAUAGCAAGUCUGCGCUUCCUCAUCGCGAAAUUCUCACGCACGCGGUACAGCGCUUCGCCCAUCAGGCUUCGGUGGCCGGCGCGGCCUACGAUGUACUUCUCGAACUGGUAGCAGUAGUCGAAGAUGUCCACUGCAACGUCGAACUGAAUGGAGUAGGUCUGCUCCAGAAUCAGGUUCAUCAUGGCUCCGGCGCAGUCGGUGGCCUUCUGGCGGCAAUACUCCUCAGACAGCUGGUCGAUCUGUUCCUGGAAGUGCAGGCUUUCGCUGAGGCAGUACAGCGUCUGUCCGCACUCCGAUUGCUGGAUGCAGCGGAACACUUCCGCCAGUGCUGCUUUAAGCACCCUACGAAGCGCAGCGGCAGCAGCGCAAGCCGACAGUCUUGCUGCGUGUAA
Messenger RNA from Babesia ovata, 861 nucleotides. Its product is annotated as ABC transporter ATP-binding protein, putative. Lineage: Eukaryota; Apicomplexa; Aconoidasida; Piroplasmida; Babesiidae. The transcript has a single exon. The record is from RefSeq and is a predicted model, not a curated record. Bases 1 to 861 code for a protein of 286 amino acids.